Molecule: messenger RNA, 2133 nt
Organism: Calliphora vicina (urban bluebottle blowfly)
Lineage: Eukaryota; Metazoa; Arthropoda; Insecta; Diptera; Calliphoridae
Exons: 3
Coding region: 1-1857 (618 amino acids)
Source: RefSeq, a predicted model, not a curated record
AUGCCUAUCAAUUAUGCUUCCAAGACCAGCAGUGAGGGCAUGAUCGACAAUGUUGCGCAACUUGUGUUCCAUACCAGCAUGUUAAUGUGUGAGGAAACAAAUAUUAAAUUUUUAAUUGCUCUCGCCUUAGUGGCUUGCGUCAGUGCUGAUGUUUCGCACUUGUUCGAUCACAGCAAUAACUUGCAAGAAGAUGGUUACCACUACGAUCAUCCAGUUGUUGAUAUUCCCUUCCCUCAAUACGAAGCCCCUAAACCAGUGGCUCCUAAACCAGUUGCUCCUAAAUACGAUGCUCCCAAGCCAGUAGCUCCCAAGCCUGUGGCCCCUAAGGCUGGUGCUUUGGAGGAAGAUGGUUAUCAUUAUGAAGCCCCCAAGAAGGCUUUUGAACCUGCCAAACCUAAGAACGAAUACUUGCCUCCCGUAGUCAAGCCCUCAGCACCCGUUUUUGUGCCCCAAAAGCCCGUUCCUGUUUCUCCAAAACACACUGAUACACCAAAGAAGCCCGCUGCUCCCAAGAACGAAUACUUGCCUCCCGUAGUCAAGCCUGUUGCUCCCAAGAAGCCCGUUGCUCCCAAGAAUGAAUACUUGCCUCCUGUAGCCAAGCCAGCUCCUGCACCUAAACCAGUAGCUCCAGUCUUCAAGCCAGCUCCAGCACCUAAACCAGUAGCUCCAGUCUUCAAGCCCGCUCCUGCACCCAAACCAGUAGCCCCCAAAGCUGGUGUUUUGGAAGAAGAUGGUUAUCACUAUGAAGCCCCCAAGAAGGCUUUUGAACCUGCCCCCAAGAAGGAUUACUUGCCUCCUGUAGUCAAGCCUGCUGCCCCUGUUGUGCCCAAGAAGCCAGUUGCUCCCAAGAACGAAUAUUUGCCUCCUGUAGUCAAGCCAGUAGCUCCCGCACCUAAACCAGUAGCUCCAGUCUUCAAGCCCGCUCCUGCUCCCAAACCAGUAGCUCCAGUCUUCAAGCCCGCUCCUGCACCCAAACCAGUAGCUCCCAAAGCUGGUGUAUUGGAAGAAGAUGGUUAUCACUACGAAGCCCCCAAGAAAGCUUUUGAACCUGCCCCCAAGAAGGAUUACUUGCCUCCUGUAGUCAAGCCUGCUGCCCCUGUUGUGCCCAAGAAGCCAGUUGCUCCCAAGAACGAAUACUUGCCUCCCGUAGUCAAGCCUGUUGCUCCCAAGAAGCCCGUUGCUCCCAAGAAUGAAUACUUGCCUCCUGUAGCCAAGCCAGCUCCUGCACCUAAACCAGUAGCUCCUGUCUUCAAGCCUGCUCCUGCUCCCAAACCAGUAGCUCCAGUCUUCAAGCCCGCUCCUGCUCCCAAGCCAGUAGCUCCUAAAGCUGGUGUAUUGGAAGAAGAUGGUUAUCACUAUGAAACCCCCAAGAAGGCUUUUGAACCUGCCCCAAAGAAUGAAUACUUGCCUCCUGUAGUCAAGCCUGCUGCCCCUGUUGUGCCCAAGAAGCCAGUUGCUCCCAAGAAUGAAUACUUGCCUCCUGUAGUCAAGCCAGUAGCUCCUGCUCCCAAGCCAGCUCCUAAGCCAGCUCCCAAACCCGUCGUUCCAGCCAAGCUCAACAACGAAUACUUGCCUCCCACCUCCAAACCAGCAGCACCCAAGCCAGCUCCCAAACCUGUAGCCCCUGUUGUCAAGACUCCUUCCAAGCCCAACAACGAAUACUUGCCUCCUGUAGUCAAGCCUUCUGCCCCUGCUCCUAAACCAGUAGCUCCCAAACCUGUCUACAAGCCCCAACCUGCUCCUGCCCCCAAACCAGUAGCACCCAAAAACGAAUACUUGCCCCCCGCACCCAAGAAACAACCCGAACCCGAAGGUUACUUCUAUCCCAAUGACCCUAAACCCUCUUUCAGUUUCUAAAUUAUUUAAUUAAUUAAUCUAAUUAAUACCCAGUCCUUUUUUUUAAUUAGUUAAAAAGUAUAUUGUGAAAGAUCCAAAAAAUGUUUCUAGUUUAGUUUAAGAAUCUGUUUUCUAUUUUUUUUUACAUAAAAUACGCCAUAUUUAAAAUGAAAACACUGUAAAUGAUUAAAAAUGAUAUAAAAAAACUCGAGUUUGUUGGUAUCUUUUCUAUGCAAAGAACCAAACAAGUUGACUAUUACGAAAUAAUAAAAAAUGUUAAAAUAUUUAAAAAAAAAA